GACGAAAGGCAGUGGGGAGCCUCUGUCUUUAAUGACCUGGCUUUGCAGUUUGCUAAAAGAUCGAAGAACAUUUUUACUUGGAUGUUAAGUCCAAUUAAAAGAAAAAGAUUUAUAUGUAAGCCAUAUGAAAAUAAAGGGAAUUAAAACCAAAUCAGACCAUUGCAGAUUUCAUCUUAAAGAUAAUCUUUUGCUUCACUAGCUUUCUACUUACAUACUUAACUCUCUGGCUCCCGGGCUUAUUUUCUUGCACUGGUGUGAAUCUGGUAAACAUGACAGGCUUGAGAAAAUCGUAUUUUAUUAAUUCUGUAAUGUAUGUUGUAUUUUUGUUUUUGUUUUCACAUUUUACCUUGUCCAAAAUUGGGAUGUGUCUCAUGAUUACUGUGAUGAACCAGGAGAGGGUCGUGAUGUAAUUAUCCCAGCCUGUGCGGGUGGGAACUUAUUAAUGGCUUGUCACAGCAUUGUCACCGUAUUGUUGGUACCAAAUGUGUCAGGUGUAAUUGGCAUUUAAAGAUGUCUUCAAAAAGAUUGCACUAUGAUUCAGCAUUGAAACGAAAAGUGAUUGUGUACGCAGAAAAGCAUGGAAACAGGGCAGCGGGGCGAACGUUCGGGAUUAGUGAAGCAAAUAUCCGGCGCUGGAGGAGUGACCGCCAUUCCAUAUUUUCUUGUAAAGCAACAACAAAGUGCUUUACGGGGCCUAAGAAAGGAAGAUAUCCACAGGUGGAUGAAGCUGUACUACGUUUUGUUAGCGAGAUGCAUGCGAAAGCAUUGCCCGUGACGCGCCAAGCAAUGCGAUCGAAGGCAGGAGAAAUCGCCAAAACCCUGGGAAUAGAAGAAACAAAAUUCAAAGCGACCAGAGGCUGGUGUGACCGGUUCAUGCGCCGAGCAGGGUUAUCUCUAAGGUGGCAGACCUCAUUUUGCUCAGAACUUUCGGCUGACAUUAAGCAGAAGAUGGUGGUGGAGCACUCUUUCAAGAAACACCGUAUCCCCAGUGCGCUUGAUGACCCCACGGGUGCUCUUACGUGGAUGAAAGCAGACAGCCAUGGCUGUGAUUUGAGAAGUGAUUCAGAAGAGCUGGACUCAGAAUAUGAGGUGAUAGUUAUAACCUAACCAGUUAACUUCAUACACUUUCUUUUGGGUAUGCACAAGAUUGAUGUGUUAAACAUCUGCUUUACUCUAAAAAACCGUUUCAAUAAAU
Molecule: messenger RNA, 1195 nt
Organism: Odobenus rosmarus divergens (Pacific walrus)
Lineage: Eukaryota; Metazoa; Chordata; Mammalia; Carnivora; Odobenidae
Product: pogo transposable element with KRAB domain-like
Exons: 1
Coding region: 511-1107 (198 amino acids)
Source: RefSeq, a predicted model, not a curated record